Molecule: messenger RNA, 555 nt
Organism: Iphiclides podalirius (scarce swallowtail)
Lineage: Eukaryota; Metazoa; Arthropoda; Insecta; Lepidoptera; Papilionidae
Source: the annotation of a GenBank genome assembly
AUGGUGCCCAUGUACCCCAUUGUCAACCACCGGCAACAAGAUCUGGAUGGGUUCCUGCCGGCACGGGACCCGCGGGCUGCUUGGAACCCCAUCGCAUUCCGACCACAGCCAAUGGCCCCGGCGCAACAAGGUUACGGCGACUACCCAUUGAUGCACUCCAAUAUCCAGCCGAAAAGUAACCCGACGUUGACGGACGACAAUAUGCUGACCUUAAAGAUGUCCAUGAGCCAAUUCUCGAUCGACGAUAUAAAAGUGCAUAAGCUCGGGCAUAGCGUGUUCGUGAAUGCGCAGCACGGCGAGAGGAAGGAGACACGCUGCUUUGUUUCGCGCGGGAUCUCGAGGCGGUUCACGCUGCCGAAGGCGGCGGAUGUCGAGAAGCUUGAGGCGAUUUACACUUUACACGGUUGGCUGCUGCUGAGGGCGCCGCUGGACCCGACAGCGCCGGAGGCCGACAAGGUGCUGAAGAACGAGCCGACCCCGACGGAGGAGGCGCCUGAAGGCGCCGGGGCGACGGACGUGCCUAAGCGUACGUCCGUCUACAUCCGCCGGGUCUGC